GGGCGUACAGAAGACUCUCUCUGCGCAUGCGUUCACCUUUGUCUCUAAUGGCGGCCUCCAGUGGGGAAAAGGAACAGAACGUUCCCUCAGAAACGGAUGAGGUACCUUUGGAUGAGAAACAUGCAGCGACGGGUAGCCAGGAUGUAUUGAAUGGCUCAUCAGAGGAUGAUCUUGCUUUGAUAAACUUUGUGGGUAUGAAGAUGGGGGAUGGGAUUGACAAGACAACUGAUCCUGCAGAUGAGAGUGAACCCAAAGAAGUUGAAAAUAAUCCAACCAAUGGCACGCCAUAUAUAGAUCAUGUAGCUACCAUUGACCAAUCAAAGCCAACUAAGGAAGACAUGUUGAAGAGGGAGCCCCGUGCCAAGAUGUCGCCAGGGAGGCUGCAGCCCGGGGGAGACAAACCUCACAAUUGUCCAAUAGGCAACAGUCUCCACAAAGUGCAACUUAGUACCAAUCUUUCCGAGAAUGAAGUAAAUGAUGGGACUGAUUCUGGGAUAUCCUGUUUGUCAAACUGUGAUUCCAAAAGCUCCGAAUCCACAAAUGACACUUUGUCUACAGACACUAGUGCAGCUUUGGAAACGGAAAGAACUGAGCUCACGAAUGGUGUUGUAGGGGAGAAAAAGGUAGACUCAGAAAUAACAUUGAAGCUUUCUGCCAAUUCAAGUGUUCCAAAUUCAUCUAAGGACAUUGUAGGAAAACCAAGUGUUACAAAAACAUUGCCGAAAGCUCGAAAAUCUGUUCAAUCAUCAGCUAAAACUUCCAUAAAGACUGUUAACUUAGCACCUAUAACUAACAGGACAGUGAAACUGGCUGACCUGGAAAGUGCUUUAAAAUGUGAUAAGGUUAUAGAAUCUGAUUCCAAUAGGAAGGAUGGCAGUGAAGAGGAUCUCAUGAACAAUAAUAACGACUCCGCAGGGGAAAGUCGAACUGACGAUAAGAGUGGAAUGAAGGUGAAGAAGAAGAGGAAGUUUAAGGCAGGAAACUACAGUUUCCCCGGCCAAAAGAAAAAGAAAAAGUAUUUCAAGAAACUGGAUGAUAGUUUAGACAAUAGUUGUAACCACAGUGUGAGCAGCAAUGCUAGUUUGGAUGAUAUGGAUGGAUAUGAUGAUCGGGUUGACAAUGAUGACAUCUUCAACAGCAGCACGGAAUGUACCCCUAAGGGAGACAGCAGUGCUACUGAUGUCAUGGCUGUUCUCUCACAGAAUUCCCAUUUAGCUUUCAAGGCAGCAGCAAAGACAAAAAUAACCGCUCGGAAAAAAAUUAGGACUUCUACUUCUCCGCAUGGGAAAAGUGUGAUGGAUUUGCUGAACUCAUUGCGGAAAUCACAAAUUAACAGGCAGCAGGAAGAUAGUGAUGCAAAGGGGAGUCAGUCAGAUAGAGCAGAUACAUCAGAUUCCAUAGAUGGAGAUAAACAUGAUUGUGUUGAUGGGGAGGAAGAAUCAGUUGAGUUCAGAAAGAGUCUCAGGAAAAGGAAAACACAAGAAGAUGAGCAGUGUGAUGCCACCACCGCCACAACGAUACCAACAGAGAUGGACGACUCAGGUGACACAGCCAACUCCUUGUCAGGUAAGAAGAGGAAGAUGGAGGACGGCGUGGAAUGUCCAAUCACACCAGUCGUCACCAUUGUAUCGGAACAUCAACCUACCCCGGUUGGCCUCAAGUCUUUAUUACCGAGGAGUGUGACCACCACACCCACUAGUCAGCCAACCACAGACACAUCCACCCCUGGGAUGGGGAAAGGUGUGAAAUGUGUAUCCUCACCAUUGGCGCUUCUGUCCAGCCAGUUGGCAGCUAGUAGGAGUGUUAACUCUGUGCCCAAACCAUGUGGCCCCAAAAACUCUGAAGCAUUACGUGCACUGCUGGUGUCUGGGUCCUCCUACCUCCCACCGAGAGGUCCUACAAGUGCUACUGCAAUGCCAGUGUUAGGCCAGGUGAAGCGGGAAGGUGGUGGUGCUGACUGCUGUAACGGGGAGAAGAUUGUGGCUCCACAUGGCAGAGAGACCAAGGUGGCCUCAACACCCAAUGGUCUUUGUUAUCCAGUCACCCCACCUAAAACUCCAGAAGAUGGAACUGCAUGUGAUAACUCAUCCCACCCGCCGUCUUGUCCUACUUCAGCUAUGGGCAUAUCCCCAGACAAGGACAUCAUUCCCCUGUGCUGCUGUAAGAUCAAUGGUGCUUCCUUCAACAAGCUCACAUCAGGCGUCACUUACUGUCAGGCUCUAGAUUCUGUGGAUGGCAAGGUAAUGGGUUGCUGCAACAAGGUGAGCAACAACCAGUUGGUGCGUCCUGCCGUCAAGAUCCCCUUCAUGGCAGUGUGCGAGGCCCAUCGCAAAAGGCUCAAGUUGCAUCAGUGCUGCCCGGGCUGUGGACAUUUCUGCACACAGGGCAAGUUUUACCAGUGUAGGAAGGAGGGUGGUACGUCAGUGCACAGUUUCCACAAGCUGUGCCAGGUGUUGAAAGAUGGCAAGUACUACUGCCCUCAUUGUGGGGAAGAGUCAGCUCAAAUGGAAAUCUGCUUGGGCUACAGUGACGCCCCACAGCCCAUGGCCAUUCCAGACAGCAAGAAUACUUCAAGGAGGGCAAUAUCCAAGGUGAAACCAGCAUUUGUGUAUCCUCAGCUGAGGGGGAAGGAGAAUGAGGACACAGACACAACACCACCUGUAACUCACACACUUCCGUCAUUGAAGACCUUAUCUACAGAGGGGCUCCCCUUAGGUCCAUCUCGUCACCAUCUGGAGAAGAUGCUGACCAGCCUAACAGAAGAAAGGCCUAAGAAGUACAGGAAUUUAUCUAGGAGCAUGUACAUGCCAGCCUAUGAGGGAGACCUGGAGAAACUACUCUAUAUGUUGAUUGAUGGAGUGGAUCCCAAUUAUCAGUACGAGGAGUAUGAUGACGAGACUGCCCUCCACGGGGCAGCAGCUAGCGGUCAUCUGGCCAUUGUCCACGUCCUCGUCCAGGCAGGUGCAGCUACUCACCUGAAGGACAAGACACUGAAGACACCCCUGAUGAUGGCGGCUGAACAUAACAAGCCUAACGUUGUACAGUACCUCAUGAAGGUUGGGGCCAGGGUGGAUGACCGGGGGGAGGAUGGGAUGACCUGCAUCCACUAUGCUGCUAAGGCGGGACACACUGAGGUCAUCAAACUACUGCUGGAGAGUGGCAAAAUUGGACCUAAUGCACAGGAUGAUGGCGGAUGGACACCUAUCAUCUGGGCAGCUGAGUCACAGCUUAUUACCACUGUCAAGUACCUCAUCUCACAGGGAGCUGACCCAACCGUCAAGGAUAAUGAGGAGAACACAGGCCUACACUGGGCAGCCUACGCUGGUAGUGUUGCCAUCACAGAGAUGUUUUUGGAUUCAGGAUGUGAGUUCGACACACCCAAUGAACACGGAGAUCGACCAUUACAUAUAGCAGCCCGACAGAACCACUAUGAGAGUGUUGUGCUGCUCCUAGCCCGUGGUGCUGAUGUAGAAGUGAGGAACAACAAUAACGAAACUCCACUCACGUGUUGUCUGGAUCAGACCAGUUCUACGUGGAUGGCUCUCAAAGUCAACAAGCAGCUCAAAGGAUUUGCUGCUAAACUCACUCGGCCAGAAAAGUUGCUUCAUAGGGACAUCUCCUACGGGCGGGAAAAGAACCCUAUUGCUUGCGUGAAUGCUGUAGAUGAUCUAACAGUUUCAACAGACUACCUGUAUAUUGUUGAGAAUAUAGUAAACAAGCCCUCUGAACAUCAACAGAGUCAUCACAAGCCUACAGAGCUGCGGUGUAAAGAUGACUGUUCCUCCCAGUUCUGUGUGUGUGCACAGAAGCUUGGUGUCAAAUGCUUUUGGAUUUGACAAGUUUGGCCAUUUGACCUUAAUAGAUUUCCAACCUGGUUGAGCCCCCACUGCUGUUUGAGCGUAUCAGCAUGUCGGUGUUGACCAACUGUAAACAAGCGGGUUGUACAAAAUGGCAUCA
Molecule: messenger RNA, 3957 nt
Organism: Haliotis rubra (blacklip abalone)
Lineage: Eukaryota; Metazoa; Mollusca; Gastropoda; Lepetellida; Haliotidae
Exons: 23
Coding region: 27-3836 (1269 amino acids)
Molecular function (GO): protein-lysine N-methyltransferase activity; histone methyltransferase activity; p53 binding
Source: RefSeq, a predicted model, not a curated record